Messenger RNA from Phyllopteryx taeniolatus (common seadragon), 2803 nucleotides. RefSeq names its product putative gonadotropin-releasing hormone II receptor. The coding region runs from base 72 to 1469 and encodes 465 amino acids. Lineage: Eukaryota; Metazoa; Chordata; Actinopteri; Syngnathiformes; Syngnathidae. Gene Ontology annotation, molecular function: peptide binding; gonadotropin-releasing hormone receptor activity. Gene Ontology annotation, biological process: G protein-coupled receptor signaling pathway. Gene Ontology annotation, cellular component: membrane. The record is from RefSeq and is a predicted model, not a curated record. The transcript is spliced from 4 exons.
UGAGGCCACACCUUUGCUUUUCCCUCAUUGGCUCAAAGGCUGCAUGUGGAGGGUGCAGUGUGUCUGCGUGCAUGCAUUCAAGGAGGAGCUCUCCAUGCUUAUUUAAGCCUUCUUAUUUAAAGGCUGCGUACAUUGCAACAUUAACAAAAGCCUUUUUCUUCUCUCUGCCUGAGGGUUUCAUUGCUAUUUAUAUAAGCCGUCCGGAAGACCAUUUCUACACAGCGGAAUGCUUCCUCCUCUGGAACAUGGAUGCUAGUAUGUAUCAGGUGUCUGCAGAGCUCCAGCCAGCCAACGCCAGCUGCAAUGUGUCUUCGCCGUGCCCGGAGCUGCCCACCUUCACCACCGCCGGCAAAAUCCGGGUGAUCGUCACCUUCAUCCUGUGUGGGGUGUCGGCCUUCUGCAACCUCGCCGUACUACGUGCGGCCUACACGGACAGCAAGCGCAAAUCUCACGUCCGGGUGCUGAUUGUCAACCUCACACUGGCCGACCUCCUGGUGACCUUUGUGGUGAUGCCCGUGGACGCGGCGUGGAACAUCACAGUGCAGUGGAUGGCGGGUGACCUCGCCUGCAGGCUCCUGAUGUUCCUCAAGCUCCUGGCCAUGUACUCGGGUGCCUUCGUCACCGUGGUGAUCAGCUUGGACCGCCAGUCAGCCAUUCUCCACCCGUUGGCCAUCAACGAGGCCCGGAGGAGGAACAGGUUUAUGCUGGCGGCGGCGUGGGGCAUGAGCGUCUUGCUGUCCGUCCCUCAGCUGUUCCUGUUCCACAACGUGACCAUCAAGCAUCCCGAAGAUUUCACGCAGUGCACCACUCGAGGAAGUUUCAGGAGCCACUGGCAUGAGACGGCGUACAACAUGUUCACCUUCUUUUGCCUUUUUCUGCUGCCACUGGUCAUCAUGAUCACAUGCUAUACCAGGAUCUUCUUUGAGAUCUCCAAGCGCCUGAAAAAGGACAACGUUUCCUCCAGUGAGGUACAGUUGCGCUGCUCCAAGAACAACAUCCCCAGAGCUCGCUUGAGGACUCUAAAGAUGAGCGUUGUGAUCGUGUUGUCCUUCAUUAUCUGCUGGACUCCUUACUACCUGUUGGGCCUGUGGUACUGGUUCUUCCCGGAUGACCUGGAAGGGAAGGUUUCCCACUCGCUCACCCACCUCCUCUUCAUCUUCGGCCUGGUCAAUGCCUGCCUGGACCCGCUCAUCUACGGCCUGUUCACCAUUCGCUUUCGCAAGGGUCUCCUCCGCAGGUUCCACUGUAGCUCCCAAGCUAUAGCAGACACGGACGCCAGUACGGUUAUAACUGGAUCUUUUGCCGGCACCGCCAACGCCGUGCUGCUGAAACAGGAGACGAACCCUUGCAGCCAGCAGACGUCCCCAGUGUGCGGCGAUAAUGACAGCGAAACGCCAGGAAGCUGCUUUCUAACAACAAGCAACGAUGCACAGAGACCUGGACACAGAUAUCUGGAGAGCAUUAUAUGAGGGGAAUCCAAAUGGGACAAUUGGGUAGUAUGACAUUAUGUAGUCAUGUUUCCGCACAGAAAUCUACAUAUACGUACGAUGUAUAGACAAUUGUAACACACAAAGCAAAGUCCAUAAAAGCCCAUUUGGUUAAGUUUGGUGUGGAAGAAGCCCAUCAAACACCUUUGGGAUGAACUAUGUUCUUGAUGAAUGGACAAAAACGCCAUUUGCAGGUGUCCCGAUACUUUUGCAUUGCAUCUGUGUAUAAAGUAUCCCUUGAUCAUACCACAUUUGUUUGAAGACUUGAGGUUUUGUGCUAAAACUGACUGCUAUUUGCGGCAACAACAAAAAAAAAAUGUUGCAAAGAUGGCCAAAAGGUUCAACCUUGGUUUCAUUGGUCCAUAAUACAUUUUCACACAUGCAUUUGGGAGAAGUGAGGUUUUUUUUGUCUUUGUAAGAUAAGGCUUCUGUCGAGCCAGCCUAUCCCAUAGCCCAGACAUGAAGAAGACGGUAGAUUGUUGUCACAUGUACUAAACAGCCAGUAAUUGGAGAGAAAUUCCUGACCAGUUUUCUUUUCAUCAAUUUUGGAGGGAUGUCCAGUUCUUGGUAAUGUGACUGUUGGGCCAUAUUUUCUCCACUUGAUGAUGACUGUCACCGUGUUCUAUGGCAUAUUUAAUGCCUUAGAAAUUAUGUUUUACUAUUCUCCUGACUGAUACCGUCGAACAAUGAGUGGAAGGUCUUUGCGAACCGUGGUUUGUGUUGUCAGAUGUGACUACAAAAAUGUCAGUAAAAGCCUACCAGAAAAGCUGACUUUAUUUGGGGUUAACCAAAGGCACUUUAAGUGGUGGCAGGUGUGUGCUGACUCCUAUUCAACAUGAGUUUGAAUUUGAUUGGUCAAUUCUGAACAAAGCCACAUCUUUGUUAUAAGAGGCAACCACAUUAUUCUCAGUUGUUUCUUUUUACUUUCCCUCGCUAAAAGAUUGGUUAUACAGGCUAUAGGUCACAUUAACGGUGGAAAAAGAUUUGAAAUGAUUUAUUUUGGUCUCAUUUGUAAAGGGGUAUGUAGACUUUUUGUAUCCACUGUAUACUGUAUUUACAUUUCGAAAAACAUUUUUAAUUGGAAAAAGAAAUUCGGGGGAAAAAAAGGUUUGAUGCUUGACAAGAAAUGUCAUAUACUGUGUUUUGAAUGUUCAAGUAUUCAAUCAGCGCCCCAUAAAAGGGGUGAGUUGGCCAAAAUAGCCACAUUACAGAAAUGAAUAGUUGACCACAUUGCUGUCACGAGCCAGUUAAAAAGGAUCUUGUUUGCCUGCCAAAAUGUAUGUUGUGGUAUUGUUCAUUAAAAGUGUUCAUUGUGA